Messenger RNA from Pogona vitticeps (central bearded dragon), 3322 nucleotides. It is a transcript of the gene PSEN2, whose product is annotated as presenilin 2. NCBI's taxonomy places the organism in Eukaryota, Metazoa, Chordata, Lepidosauria, Squamata, Agamidae. Gene Ontology annotation, cellular component: gamma-secretase complex; membrane. The record is from RefSeq and is a predicted model, not a curated record. Gene Ontology annotation, biological process: Notch signaling pathway; protein processing; membrane protein ectodomain proteolysis. Gene Ontology annotation, molecular function: aspartic endopeptidase activity, intramembrane cleaving.
GCAGCCAAUGAGGGAUUGCGCUGUGUUGGGCUUUUAACAAGAGGAGGGGGGAGGGGUUAGGUAAACAGGAGCGGAAAACUCGUGUCUUUGAGUUGCUGUAGAGUCAAUCUGGGGUGAAUUUUUGCGCAGCGCCGAGCACACAGCGAAAUCUCUGUGAAGGGAGGAAGUAUGAUCACCUUCAUGAACAACUCUGACAGCGAAGAGGAAGCGUGUAACGAGAGAACAUCCCUGAUGUCUGCAGAGAGCUCGCUUCUCCCUCCCUACCAUGAUGGUGUACAAGAUUCCAGUACAACAGAAACUCAGACACACAGGAAAAGACGUACUGGCAGUAGCAGUAGCGUGAACAAAACUCCUGAUGGAAACGUAUCUGAUUCUAAUAGAGCAACAACAGCACCCGUUGCCCUGGACGGAGAAGAGGAAGAGUUGACCUUGAAAUAUGGAGCAAAGCAUGUCAUAAUGCUGUUUGUGCCUGUUACCCUGUGCAUGGUUGUGGUUGUGGCAACCAUAAAAUCAGUGCGUUUUUACACUGAGAAGAAUGGACAGCUGAUUUAUACCCCAUUUAGUGAAGAUACGCCUUAUGUGGGCCAGCGUCUCUUGAGCUCUGUGUUGAACACCAUCAUCAUGAUCAGUGUUAUAGUAGUCAUGACAAUCUUCUUGGUUUUGUUAUAUAAAUACCGUUGCUACAAGUUCAUACACGGCUGGCUAAUUCUCUCUUCUCUGAUGCUUCUGUUCCUUUUUACCUAUAUCUACCUUGGUGAAGUGUUAAAGACCUACAAUGUGGCCAUGGAUUAUCCUACCCUCUUCUUUGUCAUUUGGAACUUUGGAGCGGUCGGAAUGAUUUGCAUCCACUGGAAGGGGCCCCUGCAGCUCCAGCAGGCUUAUCUCAUCAUGAUCAGUGCCUUGAUGGCUUUGGUUUUCAUCAAAUACUUGCCUGAGUGGUCAGCCUGGGUCAUUCUUGGAGGCAUAUCUGUUUAUGACUUGGUGGCUGUUUUAUGCCCAAAGGGACCACUCCGAAUGUUAGUGGAAACUGCACAAGAGAGAAACGAGCCAAUAUUUCCUGCACUUAUUUAUUCCUCUGCCAUGAUAUGGACUGUCGGAAUGGCAAAACCGGAAAAUGUGCGAAGAGGCAUUUCUCAAGAAACAUGGGAUUCAGCUGAAGGACCUGAGAACCAUGGGACUUCUUCACACCCUGAGCUUGAAGAUGGAAGAAGUCUAGCACCUGGCCAAAGCGGUCAACAUGCUAAUCAGAUAGGCAACAACAUACAAGAGAUGUUGGAGGAGGGAGAAAGAGGUGUUAAGUUGGGGCUUGGAGACUUCAUAUUCUACAGUGUUCUUGUAGGGAAAGCAGCUGCUACUGCUAGUGGUGACUGGAAUACAACUCUGGCUUGUUUUGUAGCCAUCCUUAUAGGCCUGUGUUUAACUCUUUUAUUGCUGGCAGUAUUCAAGAAAGCAUUGCCUGCCCUUCCGAUAUCCAUCACCUUUGGCUUGAUCUUCUACUUCUCAACAGAUAAUCUUGUGCAACCUUUCAUGGAUACCCUUGCAGCUCAUCAGUUAUAUAUUUAAAGAAAGGCAGGGGGUGUCUCUUCUUCCAAGAGCCUCACCAUGUGGCUGGAUAAUGUUUAAAAGGAUACAGUUCUGUGAUUUUUAUACUUAUUGCCAUAGAUCUUUCAGGAAACCUUGCCAAAAACAAAAAGUGAGCAUCCCCUGCAAUUUAAUAGCCGGAUCUUUUAACAUUUGAUCUUAAAAUUAGACUGAGAUCAAGAAGCAGUCUGCUGUGGCCCAUGUUUGUUCCGAAUCAAGACCCAUCCAUCCACUAACGCCCCUGAAUUAAAUUGUGUUUACUCUCAAGUAAGCAUACCUUUAUAUUCUUAAGAGCCCUGAUCUUUCUCUUUCAGGCUAGUGCCACAAGGUCUUCUGCCUCCUGAGACAGAAGGAGAAGCUCUGCAUGGGGUUGGCCGCUGCCAUCCUGCUUGUGGUAAAGCCAUGAAGUGGCUGAGCUGCAGAGGUGGUGGUAGAGCAGCAAGGGUGUUCUGGCUUCAGUAGUGGGCAGUCUGUGGCUUCUGUGCUGCUGCUCGUGCUCCACUGCCUGAGGCAACUGUCUCACCUGGGCUAAUGGCAGGGCUGGCCCUGCUUUCAGAAUAUGGUCAACAGGUUAAACUCUCAUAGUGCAUGGUUAUGAUUCUGGUUAUGGAGAGAUGAAAAAUCUCUCUCUCAGAAUGUGAGUUUUGGAUUCAGAUCAUAAGAAAGAACUACUGGAUACUCCUAAUAAAAAGAGGUUUUUAAAAUUCUGGGAAAGCACAAUAUUUAAAAGGGGAAUGAAAGUCAAGGCUGUAUAAGAGAGAGAUGCAACCUUCAGGGCUGAUUGAACAAUGGCACAGGCGCUGUCUGAAGAGAAGGGACGAACAGUUUGAACCUACACUGGGUAUCUCCACUUAAUGACGUGCUUGCAUGCUUUCUACAUGCCUGAUUUGGCACUACAGGUCACAGCAGGAAUUACUGGAAGCCAAAUGCAAAAAAACCACUGGUUUGUUUCAGUUUUGUGCAAUUUUCUUUUGUCAGCUGAGUUAUCUGGGAAAGUCAAGUGUAUGUUGGAGGGUUUGCCUCCUGGGGAUCCUGAAUGAAUGUGUCACAAUGUAAAUGUGAGCAAAUGUGUCAGUGUAUACACACAGAGGCAUACAUAUGGAUGUCUAAGCACUGCUCAUACGAACAGACAGAUUAAAAAAAGGAGAGUGGUGGCAGUGGUGGGGCUUCCAGCAGCCUCCUCCAGAUCUGUUGAAUUCUCAUCGUCUCCUGGUAGCCACCAAGGUUAACACCGACUGGGUAGUGGGAGUUACGGUCCAUCUGGAGUCCCCGAUGGUGGGUUUCUAGGUCUUUUGGGCAUGGACAGGCAGAGAGCAACCAAGCUUGUUUGACUGCAGCUCUUGUUAGUGACAUAGCCAAUGGUCAAGAAUGCUGGGAGUUGUAGUAGUACUAUAACAUGGAGAAAUAGGUAUAGUGGUACCUAGCUAAAGUUGAAGAAGUUACUCUUCUGGGCUCACAACUACCAGAAUUACCAGUGGCCAUGCUGGCUAGAGGCUUCUGAGAGUUGUAGUCUAGAAAAGUAAUUUCUGAAAUGUUGAAGCCUCACUGCAUCUUAAUUUUUCUUUAUCUUUUAAUGGGGAAAUAUCUUACAAUAACCAAUCUUGUGUACAUUUGAUUAGCUAUAUACAGAAAUGGUAUAAGUGACAUGAAUAGUAAAUUCAUGGUUGCACAACAACUUAAGGGGGUGUCAUAUUUUGGCUCGGAAACUGAAUAAAUGGUUCUCAUUUUCUUUCAGUAUUAA